AUGACUACCAGCCUGAUAAGCGAAGCGCGUACAAACUCUUACCACUUAUUUUCGCCGGGCAAGAAGACACACGGUGCCUUCAUGGCUGGAUCAAUGCCAACCAGUGAUCCAGUCGCGAUAUCGAACCCGCUACCUGCUCCGUCGUCGACUUCCAUUCUCAGCGGUCCUUCAGAUCAGAUCUCAUUUUUCAAACAGUCUUCGGCGAAACCCGACUCGCAUCUAACCUCCAUCGCUAGUGCUGGUCUGCGCACGUCUCCAUCCCCCGGCUUUGAAUCAUCCGUUUCUACGUCCGCCCCGGGCAUGGCCGGCUCGAUCACAGCGGGUCUAACCGAUCAACCGACUGAGUUGAGGAAAGAUGAGGAAUCACAGCACCAGGACAGUCCACGAGUAGCUCGAGAGGCCUUGGGUGUCACUAUCGAAGCUUCCAAGGAAAAUGAAGUAAGAUUGCAAGAUUCCUCGAAUGCACUUAAUGAGCCCGCCGAGACGCGCGCCCAUCAAGUCCAAGUGUCCACCGAUGACAUGCAAGUGGAUUCGCAUCCCAGCCCGGGUAUCCUAGCCGAGCACUCCGCUGCCUCUGGCGACCAGGCAGCAGGUCAAACGUCCUUGAUGAACACCUCAACUGUAGCCAGCCCAGGCCCGAUUGAAGAGACUACUUCUCAGGACGGCGACCGACCACGCCAUCAGAUUGAUCAUGUCGCCAUAUCAGACGAUGCAAAUAAAGCGUUUUCCUAUCCGAUGCCUGCAGCCAGUCCCCUAGACCCGCGUCGUGGGUUGAGCUUGCCGCAUUCUGGAUUCCACAAAGGAAGUCCUCGUUCUCCGUCGGCAAAGAAGCAUCGGUGCCCGUAUUGUUCAACAGAGUUUACACGCCACCACAAUCUGAAAAGCCAUCUUCUUACACAUAGUCAAGAGAAGCCAUAUGUAUGCCAGACUUGUCAAUCCCGUUUCAGACGUUUACACGAUUUGAAAAGACAUACGAAGUUACACACGGGAGAACGGCCGCACAUUUGUGAUAAGUGUGGACGCAGAUUUGCGCGAGGGGAUGCUCUGGCUCGUCAUAACAAAGGCCAAGGUGGCUGCGCCGGACGGCGGUCUAGUAUGGGGAGUUACGUUGGCGAGGAAGAUUUUGGGGAUGCAGGCGCUGGAGCAGAUGACACUAUGGAUGGCCUCAUGUACACCGAACCGGAGCGCAUGGACGAGGAAGAGGAACGCCGUCUCAGUAUGCCAAGUAUGCGCAAGCAUAACGCAUCUACCGAGCCUAUGCCACGCGCACCAAGUGUAUUCCAGCCUCGAGCACCAAGCACGUAUCCUCCGAUCGCUACCACUACGCAACCCCCAUCUUCUUCUCGUAACCUUUUCCCACCUCCAACCAACCAUGGCGGGGGGUCAAGCUCUUCUACAUCCCCGAUUUCUCAAAGUGGAACCAUUACUUUCCCUGUAACUGCACAUUCAUCAACAUCUACAUCUUUUCCUGCUCCCAACAUGACAGAAAGCCCUAAACCCUUGUCACCAAAUACUCUCCCAGCACCACAAGUCAGCCAUGGAGCGGACUCUAGUGGGAUUCACACACACCAGCAACAUCGACCUCAUUCACCCGGCUUAAACCAGCAGUAUCAACAAUCGCAUUUCAGGCAUGGCCAGGGUGGAUUGGGUCUCCCACCUCCGCAAUUGCCGCCGCCACCGGGACUCGGAGCUCCUCCAGACUCGCGGUUUCUGCACAGCCAAGGAUCGGUACAGAAUGGCCCGCCGUCGACCUUGACUGCUAAGCAUGGCAGUACUCACAGUCAUUCAAGCAGUCUCGGUUUAACGUCACAAGCCAACGUUGAAUCAGGACCUAGCGGUAUACCUGAAUCCAACGUUCAAGGUGAUCAAAGUCGCGAGGACAAACUGUGGACAUAUAUCCGAACUGUACACGAGGAACUAGGCGCUUUACGAGCAGAAGUAGCGGCGCUACGAUCGCAGAUUCAAAAUCAAGGGACGAGCUCUGCGACACAAGCCCAAUCAGGGGGUAGUGUGCGGUAG
Molecule: messenger RNA, 2019 nt
Organism: Talaromyces atroroseus
Lineage: Eukaryota; Fungi; Ascomycota; Eurotiomycetes; Eurotiales; Trichocomaceae
Exons: 1
Coding region: 1-2019 (672 amino acids)
Biological process (GO): regulation of transcription by RNA polymerase II
Cellular component (GO): nucleus
Molecular function (GO): DNA-binding transcription factor activity, RNA polymerase II-specific; RNA polymerase II cis-regulatory region sequence-specific DNA binding
Source: RefSeq, a predicted model, not a curated record